This is a messenger RNA of Clunio marinus, 381 nucleotides long. The record is from the annotation of a GenBank genome assembly. NCBI's taxonomy places the organism in Eukaryota, Metazoa, Arthropoda, Insecta, Diptera, Chironomidae.
AUGAAGUGCACUUUAACAUUUCAACUUGGAGGGUUGAAAAUUUCAUCCGGAACUUCCACCACGAAAUCGACAUUUGCGCCACCAAGUUUAACCGUCAAAAUAACUCAACAAAAAAAAGGAAACAAAAUUAUGACAAAAAGGGAUGAAAUUGAAAUUAUGAAAAUUUCGUGGUGUCAAAGAAAUUGUGUGAAGGCAACAAGAAAAAAAAAGGAAUCUGCCAGGGUUAGAAGAAGAGAUGAGAACAAAGAUUCCAAACGCAGAUCCAUCAUCUACUAUGGCACUCAUAAAAAACCGUUCUUGCUUCCAACACUUUCGAUAAUUCUCUUCAACAUAGAAAAAAAAGGAAAUGAAUAUGAAAAGGUGCAACAGCCAAUACCUUGA